AUGAUUGGAUCAAUUUUUCGAAUAAAAGAUACAAACCUUGACGAGGAUGGAAUUUGGAAUAUUCGUUUGAGUCUUUGUUCGAAUAAUGAUCAACAAUUACAAUCACUCUUUGAACGCAUGCAACGACAAUUAGGUAACGGUGACACAAAUUUGGACUGUUUUUCAGGUAUCUUGCAAGAUACGGGUAAACUAAAUCAAGCUGAAAUCUAUUAUAAAUCUUAUUUAAAACAAUUAACUAGUAAUCAUCCACAUAUUUCCGAAUGCUAUCAUGCCCUAGGCAUUGUAGUAAGUGAGCAAAAAAACUAUCAGCUGAGUUUGAAGUGUAUAGCAAUUGCUUAUCAUGGAUUAGGCGAUCACACUAAAGCAAUUGAGUCAUAUGAAAAGGCAUUGACAAUUUUGAAGAAAAACCAUGGUGAAGAACAUACAGACGUAGCAAUGUGUCUUGAUAACAUGGCAUUGCAUAUUCGUGAGAAACAUCUUCCUGUUGGCCAUUCUGAUAUUGACGUAUCAUACAACAAUGUUGCCAAUAUGUAUGUUUGCCUUGAUGAGAAUGAUUCAGCAUUAAAACAUUAUGAAUUAGCAUUAAAAACCUAUAACAAAUCACUUCAUUCUUGUCAUCCUCAUGUUAUCAUGACAAUGGAAAAUAUGGCUAGUAUUUACGAGGAUCAAUGUAAUUAUGAAAAAGCACAAUAUUAUUAUACAGAAACAGUCAACAUCUUUCGUCGUACUUUACCAGCUAAUCAUUCAGAUUUAAGAAAUAUGGAAAAAAAUGUUGCUCGUGUUUCAUCUAGACUAGAGGAUGAAUGUUUUUUAUAA
Molecule: messenger RNA, 816 nt
Organism: Rotaria socialis
Lineage: Eukaryota; Metazoa; Rotifera; Eurotatoria; Philodinida; Philodinidae
Source: the annotation of a GenBank genome assembly